Molecule: messenger RNA, 3003 nt
Organism: Aureococcus anophagefferens
Lineage: Eukaryota; Pelagophyceae; Pelagomonadales; Pelagomonadaceae
Exons: 2
Coding region: 1-3003 (1000 amino acids)
Source: RefSeq, a predicted model, not a curated record
AUGAGGCUCGUGAUCUUUGCUGCUCUCGCCCUCGGGGCGGCCGCGGGCGCCUGCGGCCCGGAGGACGAUCUCAUCCAGGAAGAGACGUGCUGCGAGAAGAAGGCGUCGGAGGAGAGGUGCCACCGGUUCUUGGGGUGCGUUUGGACGGGCCCCGGGUCCGCCGAGCAGUGCGUCAAGCGGCCGCCCCCGCCCCCGCUCACGCCGGUCCUCGCGGCGCCCGACGCCUUCGAGGGCGGCGAGGCCUUCACCGAGGGCGGCGACGCGUUCGCGGGCGGCGACGGGCCCUCGUGCGCGUCGAAGAAGGGCCGCGACUCCAAGUCCUGGCACCGGAAAGACGCCCCGACGAAGACCUGCGCGUGGGUCGAGAGGAAGCCGACGAAGCGGUGCCGCAAGAAGGGCGCGACCGGCGCGCGGGCCUUGACGGAGUGCGUCCGCGCCUGCGCGUCGUGCCCCUCCGGGGGCGCGUGCGUCGACGACGCGACGUGGUCGCACACCAACAAGAAGAACAAGGAGAUCGACUGCGUCAGCGUCGCGCGCAACGCCGGGCGCCGCUGCGCCUUGCCGGGCGCCGCGGCGGCCUGCGAGCGGACGUGCGGUGGGUGUUCCGGCGACGCGGGCGCCGUCGUCGGCGCGACGACGACGACGGUCGCAUUCGCGGGUGGGGCGGAGUGCGAGAACGACGAGACGUGGACGACGCCCAAGGGCGUGGGCUGCGGCAACCACCGCAAGAAGAAGUGCAAGCAGCAGACCGGCUGCACGUGGAAGAGGGGGUGCAAGGACGACAAGGCGAAGUCGUGCGGCGACCUCUUCAAGAAGUACGACAAGAAGAAGGAGCAGGGCAAGAUGAAGGAGAAGGACGAGAAGAAGGUCAGCAAGUUGUGCGACAAGAAGAAGGACGCCGCGAAGACCAAAGCCUCCGCCGCGUGUCGCGAGAGCUGCGGUACCUGCCCGGCGGAGAGUCCUCCGGGGACCGCGAGCCCGACCCCGACGCCCCUCGGGCAAUGCGGCUGCGGGCUCGUCGCGGGCAAGUCGUGCACGGGCCUCGUGGGCAACGAGGGCGCGCCUCCGGACAGCGCGUGCGUCCUCUACUCCUUCGCGGACUGCGAGACGAAGGCGCCGUGGGUCGGCUGCGUCUGGGAGCUCCCUCUGACGCCCGCGCCGACCUCGCCCGCGCCGACGCCCGCGCCGACGGUCACGCCGAUGUGCAACCCGAAUUGCGACCUCUCGCCGACGCCCGCGCCGACGCCCGCGCCGACGACGACGACGACGACGCGCGGCGCCGUCUCCUGGACGCACGCGGGCACGUUCCUGGGAGCGGGGUACGACGACGCGGCCGGGCUCGAGGGCUCCUUCGCCGUCUCGGGCGACGGGCGCGCGGUCGUCUACGGACUGAGCGGAGGCAAUCCGUUGCGCGUCCGCGAGCGCCGGGAGGACGGGAGUUGGACGUCUCCGCAGCUCGCCGACUGCGGCGCUUACAACUGCGGGAGAGAAGCGGAUAUCUCGCGCGACGGCUUGGUCGUCGCGGGGAGCGCGUCGAAGGACUGGUCCGGCAGGGUCGUCGUCCACCGGCGUCCCGCCGGCGGCGCGUUCGAGACGAGCGUGGCCCUCGAGGGCGGAGCCUUCCUAUACCCGAAGGCCGUCGCGCUGUCGGCCGACGGCGGCGUCGUCGCGGCGCUGCUCACCGACCGGGCGGCCGCCGCGGCCUGGGACGGCGCGUCCUGGCGCAGCCUCGCGCCCUGGCCCGACGCCGGGUCCCACCGGUGGACUUGCAUGGACCUGAGCGCGGACGGUUCGACGCUCGUCCUCGGCUCCUACUACUCGCCCCACUUUGACAACUGGUACGCCGCCGCCGGGGCCGAGGAGUGUCGGGCGCGCGCGUACCGCUGGACGCCGACGGCGGACGACCCCUUCGAGGGCUCGUGGGUCCAGGUCGGCGGCGACGUCGAGACGGCGCUCGCGGGCGGGAACGAGCUCGUCCCGCAGUCGGUCGCGGCGAGCGCCGACGGGCGGGCGAUCGCGGUCGGGAGCAACGGCUACGAAAACCACGCGUGGACGACGAUGAAGGGCCGCGUCGAGGUCUACGACCUCGUCGACGGCGCCUGGUCGCCGCAGCCGGUCCUCGAGGCCGACGAGGGGGGCACGAAGUUCGGCGAGGACGUCGCGCUGAGCGACGACGGGAGCGUCGUCGCGUUCUCCGCGCCGCGGGAGCUGUCCGACCAGAAGGGCGUCGUCCGCCUCUUCCACUGGGACGGGCACGCCUGGACGCAGGACGGCGCCGACAUCAACGGGGUCGCCAAGGGCUCCUUGUCGGCGGGAGGCCUCCGAGGCGUCGAGAUCAACGCGGACGCCUCCGUCGUCGCCGCGGGCGCGUUCUACGCCACGGACUCCGGUAGCAUCCGCGUCUACGAGCACGCGCCGCGGCCGACGCCCGCGCCGACGCCCGCGCCCACGGCGACGCCGAAUUCGCCCGCGCCGACCGUGCCCUCGACGCCCGCGCCGACGGCGACGGCGGCGACGACGACGGCGCCGCUGGACGCGGAGGAUCUCGCGAGCUACGAGGGCGAGAUCGUCCGCCUGGAGACCGGGUCCAGCUGCGUCGAGGUCAAGGUCGGGCACUACGUCGGCUACUCGCCGGGCGACUGCGACGGCCAGGCGAACACGGUCGACUACGGCACCUACGAUGCUUCGAGCGCCAACAAGAAGAAGGUCCAGCAUUACACGGGCGGCGACCUUUGCACGACCUGCGAGCACCUGGAAAGUUGCUUUGGCUACUGGUGCGAUUAUUGGACUGGCCUCGAAGGAUCCUCGCACACGUGCAAUAGCCUCGACUGGCAGUUCGGGUGCGACUGCGACGGCUGCAGCUGCACGAAGCCGCCCAAGGACGCCACGGAGUCGACGCUGGAACUCGUCCCGACGUCGCAGCUCGCCGCGGGCGCGCGGGAGCUGUCCUUCGCGCAGGUCGACGGAUGCACGUGGUCCUUCGAGCUCAGGGUCGGCACCUGA